This is a messenger RNA of Ambispora leptoticha, 759 nucleotides long. The record is from the annotation of a GenBank genome assembly. NCBI's taxonomy places the organism in Eukaryota, Fungi, Glomeromycota, Glomeromycetes, Archaeosporales, Ambisporaceae.
AUGUGUUCAGUCUAUACAAAAAUUGCCGACCUUGAUUUAACACGAGAGGAAAAAAAAUCACUACGCAUCCUCUUCACUAAUAAGUCUCUUAUAAGAACCGAAGCAGAGAAAAUUAUUCCUACCUGUAAGGACAAUGAAGAGAUACUUGAUUAUUUGAAAGAACUCCUAAAGCCAGAAUCUGUUGUCACCGUCCAGCAAUCGUUUCCUUCUCAAGAUAUUGAAGUUGUCGCAGAUUCGAUAGUUAACGAACCAUCAAUUUCAUCUGAGUUUUCUCCGUCACAAAAAAACGAUACGCACUUACCCGAAAAUGCCUCUCAACUCCUUCGCUAUUAUGAGCUUUGGAAUAAACCUUACGAUGAUUGGCCGAGUCUCUGCGAAUUUUCAGAGUACUUACGUGAUGUUAAAAAAGCUCGCAUUCAUCAUUCAUUCAAAAUGGAGAUCAGGGCUUUACAGAAAUUAUUUAAAAGUGAUCAUCCCGCUCAGCUGAGGCUCAUACAUUUGGAAGGACAAUUGAAGAAUCAGCAGAAAUCACGGAAAAUCCAUAGAGGAAAUGCUACAAAAGUUUCAACUAAACAGAAACUAACAGAAAAAAGAUUAGAAAUAGCGAAGAACUUGGUGAUUACAAAUGGGUAUCAUCGUAUCAACGAUCAUUACAAUCAUUAUCACGACGCAAGUGCAAAAUUAUUGAAACGAGAUCUUUUGGUGGAUGACGAGAGAACUGAUACAAAAAAAAUGAAAAAAAGUACUGAAGCUCAAUAG